Messenger RNA from Trypanosoma theileri, 447 nucleotides. RefSeq lists its product as uncharacterized. Lineage: Eukaryota; Euglenozoa; Kinetoplastea; Trypanosomatida; Trypanosomatidae. The record is from RefSeq and is a predicted model, not a curated record. The coding region runs from base 1 to 447 and encodes 148 amino acids. The transcript has a single exon.
AUGUCACAACUUUGGGUAAAGCGAGCCAAGGCUGAGGUUACUCGCCAUUCUCGUCUUCUUGAGACACUUAAUCGUGUUUUCCCUAUGCCUUUUGAAGAACGUCGUUCACGUGUAGGAAUGGUAUCAUACGGUACAUACCGAUGGUUUAGAUAUUUCCCAAUAGUACUCGUUCCCGCAGUUCUUAUUGGUGUUAUUCUUGAAACUCGUGAUAUACCACAGGAACACGUAUUCACCUCUUUGCAUUUAUGGCUUGCUGAUCAUGGCAUGUUUCGUCAUGAUACAGUGAAAGCACUUAACCCAGCCUUUGAGGAUGAACGCAGAGAAAUAGAAUGGAAGGCCAAUGAUCGCAAAUGGAGAUUUACGGGGAUUGACAUGCCAUCAGAAAAAGAGAUGCGUGAAUUUACGGCAAUAAAUAUUGAGAGAAUACGUUCAUCCUCCACGCGGUAA